Messenger RNA from Linum trigynum, 2070 nucleotides. NCBI's taxonomy places the organism in Eukaryota, Viridiplantae, Streptophyta, Magnoliopsida, Malpighiales, Linaceae. The record is from the annotation of a GenBank genome assembly.
CGUCAUAAGGAUGAUGCUCGAUGAGAGUAUCGAGGAACGAGAAGUGAACGAAUUUAUUGAAAUAACAAAAAAAAUAGGAUGGAUAAAGUUUAAAGCGUGGACGGAAGAUCGUUUCAACGCUAACUUCCAUUUUAACAACCUACACUCAUUUUAGUUUUCAUCACCGAGGCCGAACCCGACCCGUAAAAAAAAAGAUGUUUUUUUCGUAUCAAUAUCGCCCGCCCCGCGGUUUCCGAAAAGUUGCGUCCUCGAAAAAUACGAGGCCCAGGUUUCUCGCCCAAUUAUAACCUUCCUUCCCUCCCUCCUUCCAUCUCUUCCUUGCCAUUUCCGUCGCCGCCGCCCGUCGCCACCGCAGGAAGGAAGGUUCAACUCCUUUUUCCUUUCACUUUCCAUCUCCUCCAAUCCAAUGUUUCGAGAAAAUCUCCAGGAAAAUCCUUACCAUCCCCAAUAAAUUUUCGUUUCCUUGUUCGUACGAAUUGUCCGAUUUUGUUCCUUAAAAGCUCCUUCAACGACCGCCAUUAAUUCUGCUUCCUACUCGCUCGCUCACUCACUUCCCCUCGCGCGGGUUUAACUGACGGCAGAAACGGAACCCUAGGGGGGAGGAGGAAUUGGAUUCUGAUUCUCCUCCUCGAUUCUCUAAAUCCUGCCGCGCUCUCAUAAGUUUUUCAUUUCCUCCUUCCUCUUCUCUCUUUUUGUUUACCCGGCGGAGCUCCAGCGUUGCGAAUUUCUCCUUUUUUUUUCUUUUUUUUUUUUUUGUGUGGCGCUGGAGGGUCAUGGAUCUUGUAUUGGUGAGGGAGAAAGGGUUGGGAUUGUACCGGCGGAGGAAGAAAUUGCUGAUUUUGCUCGGGGUGAUUGGGGUGUCCGGUUACGGCGCGUACAAGGUCUACAACUUGCCUUGCGUCGCGAGGAGGCGACGGAAGCUGGUGAAGCUCGCCGGAGCGCUGAUCUCCGUUGCUGAGUUGGUGUCCGAUUCCGCCGAUACGGUGGGGGUCGUGUCUAGGGAUUUGAAGGAGUUUCUGCUGUCCGAUUCGGAUGAAAUCCCCAAUAGCUUGAGGCAAAUCUCCAAGCUCGCGAAAUCGGACGAGUUCUCCGAGUCGUUGACUCGGGUUUCUAAGGCGUUAACGGUGGGGAUUCUGCGUGGGUAUGAUUCCAUAUCGUGUAAGGAGAAUCGAUCUGCAGCUGGGGCCGUGGAUUCCAAUUUCAGCCACAAGCUGACUGAGAAGCUUUUCUCUGAAGCCGGGACUGGUUUCGUCUCUGUUGUGGUCGGAAGCUUUGCCAGAAAUCUGGUUCUGGGGUUCUAUGCAGCUGGUAGAGAUGGCCAAGAGAGCGAAAAGACGUCUUCUUCAGCUGAAGUCCCCGGGUGGGUUAGUGUGGUUUGUAAUGAGCAGAGUAAGGAGCUUAUAGCUGAUUGUGUACAGAAGUUUGUGAGCACUGCAGUCACUAUUUUUCUCGACAAGACGAUCCACAUCAACAGCUAUGAUCAGUUCUUUGCUGGCCUUACCAACCCGAAUCAUCGAACCAAUGUCAGAGACAUGCUGGUUGAUGUCUGCAACGGGUCCCUGGAAACCCUUGUGAAAACUUCUCAUCAUGUCUUGACAACAACAGGCUCAAGCACCGAUCCAGGGGAAUCUGCUUGUUGUUCCAUUGUUGAAAGAGAAGGUGGAAAGAAUGGAGACCUGAAAGCGGAAGAGGAUUCGUUUGAGAGCAGCGGAUGGAUGAAGCAGGUUUCGUCGACAUUGGCAGUGCCAAGUAACAGGAAGUUUGUGCUGGAUGUUACUGGAAGGGUGACAUUCGAGACGGUGAGAUCGAUUGUGGAGGUUUUGUUGUGGAAGUUGUGGGAUGGUUUGAAGAGAGGUGCUGAUGUGGUUCAUGAUGGGGUAGUGGAAAGAGGGCUUCAGGUUGUUCGAUAUGUUGGUGCUAAGUCUUCUGUUAUUGUUACCAUUUGCCUGGCAUUGUAUUUACAUGUUGUGGGCGGCGCCAGGGUGAUGUUGCCUGCUUGAAAAUGUUGUGAUUGGGAAGUCAUCUAUUGAUAUGAAACCACGUUAUUGCUAAUGAAGAUAAAACCAAGUA